Oenanthe melanoleuca is the source of this 8074-nucleotide messenger RNA. RefSeq names its product alkaline ceramidase 2 (gene ACER2). Gene Ontology annotation, cellular component: membrane. Lineage: Eukaryota; Metazoa; Chordata; Aves; Passeriformes; Muscicapidae. Gene Ontology annotation, biological process: ceramide metabolic process. The transcript is spliced from 6 exons. Gene Ontology annotation, molecular function: hydrolase activity, acting on carbon-nitrogen (but not peptide) bonds, in linear amides. The record is from RefSeq and is a predicted model, not a curated record. The coding region runs from base 4248 to 5102 and encodes 284 amino acids.
GUGGGCGAGCGAGCGGCGGCUAGCAGGUCCCUCUGCAGCCCGGGGGGCUCCUGCUGCCUGCCGGCUCCGUCUCCUGCGGGGUUUUCGUGAGGUUGUAGCGUGCGAUUCUAUGGCUGUCGGUUUCUUUUCCUUCUCCGGUCGCUGGCAUGCCUAAAGUGAGGGAAUUUUUACCUAGUUUUUUAGGUAUAACAAGGGGAGGUUUGCCAGUCAUACUAGUACCGGUAAGUAGUGGGCAGCAGGCCCUGUCCUUGUCUUUGUCGAGACUUGCGGUGGCCAAGCAGCGAAUUUUUGGUGCUGGGGAUUUCCCUGGUCUAGUACCAGUUUGCACAAACAGGUGUCAGCGCCUUGAUGGGUAUGCACGGCAGUGAUGGGUCAACACGAAAAAGUACCUUGGUGUUUGGAGGCAGAACUGGGUUUCUCCUGAACAUCCCCAAGAUGGAAAAACUUUAAUGGAGAGUUUGCCUUUAGGUUGCAGGAUGAAGUCAGGAGUGUAUUUUUGGAAGAGGACGAGAUAUCUUUUUAAGAAAGCAACUGAAGAAUAGAAGGAGAGGGAAGAGGAAUAAUGUAAUUGUUGCUUCCUUCCAGUUAGUCAUGGUUUACCCCCAAGUCCUCUCACACCUUUCCAAUACCUUUCAGCUGCUGGAGAGAACUUACACAAGCAACCACAGCAGCAGAGCCAGACUGCCCGGUACCAUGCACCUUGGAAAGAGAGCAAUGCUCCCGACAUCCUGUUGAUGUAAAGAAUGACAGUGACAGAUCCACUAGAGUAAGAUAAUCCAUUGGGCUUUCGGGUAGUUUGCUCUUCUAUAAAAAUCACCUGUCCAGGAGCAAACCUGCAAAAAUGCUGUCUGUAUUCUGUUCUGUAGGGGAGGAGAAGCUGGAGCUUUUGCUUUGUCUUUUAUACUUUAAAGUGGGCAGGUUUUUUUCCCCCAAAAUUCCAUCCUUGUGUGAACUUUCUUUCCCUUUCAAGCCAUGUUUCUUUGACUGCCAGCACAUAGUGGAAGAAGUAGUAGAUGUCUGGCUUCCCCUACUGGAGUUUGUAUCAUGGGAGGUUCUGCACAUACAGAGCAAGUAAUUCCAUGGUGUACUAUAUACAUUGCUAACUUGUUUUUUUCUUGUACUUAGCUGCCAAAUUACUAAAGAUGGUAGCUAGUCUGUGCCACUAAAGAAUUUUGAGGGUGUGUGAGGGAAACUGUUGGCUUUUUUUGUGUGUCUGAUGUCACUGUGCAAGAACCAAAAACAAAGGGAGGAAAAGGUCAGGAUAAACAAGUUAUCGAAGACAGCAAAUGUGUUUUGUAGCCAACUAUGCAGGGGGAUGGGUAUCCUACUGUAUGUGCUGGUUCAGUCUAGGGUAGAGUGAAUUUUCCUCAUGGGCACUGGUUUGGGGUGAUGUUUUGUGCUGGAAACAGGGCUGAUAACUCAAGCAUGUUUUCAUUACUUCUGAGCAGGACUUACUCAGACCUUUUAUGCUCCUGACAUCACCCAACCCAGCAGGUGGGUUGGGGGUGCAGAAAUUUUUUGGAGGCUACACAGCUGGGACAGCUGAUUCCGACUGACUCAGUGGAUUUCCCAGGCCGUAUGGUGUCAUGAUCAGCAUGUAAAGCUGGAGGAAGGAGAAAGAAGCAGUUGGGGCUUCAGGGUGGUGUCAUUUGUCUUCCCAAGUCACUGUUAUGAGUGAUGGGGUCCUGCUUUCCUGGGGAUGGAGAACAUCUGCAUGUCCAUGGGAAGUGCUGAAUGAAUUCCUUAUUUCACUUUUCUUGUGCGAACAGCUUACGCUUUCCCUAUUGAACUGUUCGACAUUUAUCCCUCUGAUUUUCUCCCCCAUCCUGCUGAGAAGGGCGUGAGCAAGCAGCUGGGCAGUCAGUACUUAGUUGCUGGGUGGGAUUAAAUCACAACACUGUACUGAGCUCAUUAGCAGUGAUAUAGAAGCUUUCCAAAAUGCUGUAAACUGCACUUGUGUCCAGAUGAAUAACUUCAGACAGGUGGAUGGACACAGAAGAAAGUCUGCCUCGAAGCCUGCUUUGUUGUGGCAACUGUAUACAAAUCAGUAAGCUGUACACUGAAAGGGGACGAGAAAAAGAGGCAGUGUUGAGGGUAGUCGGUUUAGGCUCUCUUCAGUAAUACCAAGUCAUUGUUAGGGCUUGAUUUCUGUAUUAGCAACUUCUGAAAAUUAUAACAGUGAGUUGCAGUGGAUUGAUGGGGUUGUGCAACUGUGUCCUCAAAAAGCCAGCUGCUCACAGAACAGUUAGGAAGUUUUGGUCCUACUUUAAAAAGUACCUUAGGUGGCAUCUAAAUUUUAUUCCUUUUAGGAGGAGUUUGUUUUGACUAUUUCAAACUCCCUUGAAGUUCCAGGGAGCAGACCUGAACCUGGCAUCUGGGUCAUUAAGCUUUAGAUUAAAACCUUGCUAAUCCACAUUUUAAACUGCCGUGGCUGAUGUCAGAAUUGUGGUUGAGGUCUCACGCAAUAAUCAUGUAAGCACAAAAUUAGAGCAGCUUAUCUGAAAUGAAUUUUUUUAAAAAUUAAUUUUCUGGUGGGACUUAAACCAAAGCACUCAACAGGAUUAGUAGGAGAAUCAGUAGGAAAAAUCUAUUCAGAGGUUUUAUAUAAAUUGAUCAAACUAAUUUUUUAAAACAUGCACAAGCUAGACUUAUCAUGGUUUUUGUCUAAAGUGAUUCCAGUCUUACACUUUUUCAGUAAAGAGACCAUAAAAAGCUCUAGCUCAAAUGGAAGGAAUAGUUAUAAAAAAAGUAUGUAUUUCUUUUUCCUUCUGAAAUGAAUAAUGUGUUCUGAUGCAGUGUAAGCCUGCUUCAGACAAUAACAAAUGCCUCCACAUGAUCAAAAUAAUUUUCUCUGUGAAGAGGUAUUUACAAAAUAAAAUGUAUUGUUUAUGUUUUAAAUACCUGAAAACAGUAUUUUUUUCCCUGUUGGCUAGGAAAGUCAGUACCUAGCAAUUCAAUAUCUUGCAUUUAAUUGUGCUUGUAAUUUUCAUUUACAAAAGGAAUUACUGUGGUUUUAUUCUACUUCUUUUCUUUCCGUCCCUAGUGGCAUGGAAAUAAAAGUUUUUAAAAGUUAUGAGGUAGUCUUAAGAGUGUGAGAGAAUGCUUGUACUCUCCCUACAGCUUCUUUUUUUACCACAGAAGAGUUCUAGUAUAUGUGAGAGAAGAGUUCUAGUAUAUGUGAGUAUCAUGUUUAGGUACCAGGGUAUGGAGGAUACACACCCUCUGAUGUCACUGGGAGCUACUUUAGACCAGUUGUGCUUUCUGCUCAGAAAGACACAAUGCAAUAGACACAUUGUGGUAGUUGAGUGCUGCAGCUGCUUUCUAGGAGGUGAAAUCAAUAGUGACAAAUACAUGAGCUUUGGUAGGAUUGCAGGAAACAUACUGUGUCAAGACAAUGGCCAGAUGUGAGUGAAGUUGCAUGAUUGUGAUUUAAGCAAGCCUAUUCUCUCUGUCCUCUAGGCCUAUGUCCUGAAUUUCUAUAUAUUAUUUAAUUGGUUGAAAAUUAAAACUAAAGGUCCAGAAUUGCAUGAAGCCAAAUGAAUGGACAGUUACUGAAGGGCUGCUUGCCUAUUUUCCAGAACUAUAACAUUUAAUCAUUACCUUUUGCAGAUGCCAAAGGAAAUCAUGCUGUACUUCUGAUGUAAAGUUUUGCACUUAUCUCAACUAUCAAAGUAUUCGAAUUGUACAUUACCAAAUUAUGGAGGCCAAUUGUAAAUUAAUACAAAAAAUGUCAUGCAGCAUACUUUCUGAAGCCAUACUUUAAUAUUGAAAUUUUUAGUAUUACAAUUAUUUCAGCUUCUGAGAUGUUAGGAAAUCCUCCUGAUGGCCCCUGCGAAGAGUACAAGUCAUGCUCAGGCUCCAGUUUGCAAGGGGUUUCUUGCAUUUGCAGGCAGGACCUUAGCAUGAGUGGGAGUUCAUUGCAGAGGAGCACUACCAGCACAGAACUUCUCCCUUGCUGGCUACUCAUUUGCAUAAAUCUACAUUGCUACAGCUGUCAUAAAUAGAUCCAGCGUGUCCUUUGUCAUCUUGUUCCUAGGUGGAGUAAGGACUUUCUGUACAAAUAUUGAUAAACUCUGAUUGCCUGUUCUGAUUUUCUUCAUUGGUCAGUUUCAACUGUAGAGGUGUGAAAUUUUCCAAACCACUUGGUUUCUAACCACCUAUUUUUGCCCCUUGACACUUCCCUUUGGCUUGUGUCUAAAAGCCAAAAAUUCAUAGGGCACUUGCAAGAACCCGGAGGAUUCAUUCAUAUGCCUGGUGUCACUGUGUUUGGUUCCUGCCUGCUUUGGAGGGAAGUAUUCCUGUUCUUUGUAUGUACCAGCACAUCAUGCACUGGAAUACUGGUCCAUGACUGUAUUCCCAACUUCGCUGACAGGCUCUACUGGAUAAGCAACGUCUUGUUUUUCGUUUUGCCACCCAUAUGUAUGUGCUUGUUUCGUCAAUACGCAAUCUGCUUCAACAGUGGAAUAUAUUUAAUAUGGAUUCUGCUAGUCGUGGUUGGAAUUGGAUCUGUUUAUUUUCAUGCCACCCUCAGUUUCUUGGGCCAGAUGCUGGAUGAGCUGGCUGUUCUCUGGGUUUUGAUGUGUGCUCUUGCUAUGUGGUUCCCUAGGAGAUACCUGCCCAGAGUUUUUCGAAAUGACAGGAGCCGAUUUAAAGCUGCUGUGGGUGUCCUGUCUGGAGUUACCACCUGCCUGGCCUUCAUUAAGCCUGCCAUUAACAACAUCUCGCUAAUGACACUGGGAGUUCCCUGCACAGCUUUGCUCAUUGCUGAGUUGAAGAGGUGUGAAAACCUGCGUGUAUACAAAUUAGGUCUCUUUUCAGGUCUUUGGUGGAUGCUAGCACUUUUCUGCUGGAUCAGUGACAAAGCGUUUUGUGAGAUCUGGUCCUCAUUUAAUUUUCCCUAUUUGCACUGUGUGUGGCACAUUUUGAUUUGCCUUGCGGCAUAUCUGGGAUGUGUCUGCUUUGCUUACUUCGAUGCUGCCUCUGAGAUCCCUGAGCAGGGCCCUGUCAUAAAGUUCUGGCCCAGUGAAAGGUGGGCCUUCAUUGGAGUUCCCUAUGUCACCCUUCUCUGCGCACACAAGAAAAGAUCUGUGAAGAUUACAUGAAGUUGGAAGCCAUGGAAUGGGGAUGGAUUUUCAACUUACAUUCCAGCACAGACAAUAUUUAUAUAAUGAUAAAUGACUACUGUUGUAUUGUCUCUUCUUAAGAUAGGCAGCACUUCAAGUGUCAUAGGAAAAGGGAAGUGUGUUCAUUCCUCUUUGAAGAAGAGAGAGGAAGCAGGAACAUGGGGGCACUUGAACACUAAAGUAACAAAAUAUCUUCUUUGGUUUUGCGCCGUGUUUUUGAUGUAGCAUAAAAGCUCUUUUCAAAAACCAGGAUCAAGGAAUGAUCUUUUUGUAGUAGGUCACCUUUGGUGCUUGAUCCACUUCUUUUGUAACUUUCUUUGUGAGAGAAAGCAGUCCAAGAUGCCUACAUACCAUCCUGUGUCCUUCUUAGCUCUGAUUUUGCUGUGUUUACAAAUGGCCACAAGAGUGUGCUCAAAGCCCAUGCUGUUCCCAGCCUGGUAUGGCACCCAGGCUGUGCAUUGCUUUGGAUCACAGAAUGCAUGGUUGCUUCCCCAAGUUCAAUAGGAGAUGAGUGUUUGCAGCUGGAUUACUCUGUACAUGCAAUUAGGCUACGUAAAUGAAGAGUGAGCUGACAGAAGUCCAUAAAACUAGGUAGGAGUUCAAGGAUUUUAUUGUAUUUCCACUGUCCUGUGAAUACUUGUAUACUGCAUAUUUCUUUCUUGCAGAAAUGUCACAGAAAUCCCUCUCUACCUCUUGAGACAUGCUUGGUUUUGAAUUUGGCUCACAGAAGUGUGAACAUUACCUUCACUAAGAUCUCAGGUCAGCAUUGAUUGACAGUGUGAUUAAACUAUAAAAACUCAUAGGUGCCUAGCUGCACAUCUAAUUUGAGACCUGACUUCUCACCAGUGCAAAGUGAUGUAAAAAAUAGUCCAGUGCUCUGCUGGUUAUACAUAGGAAAAAAGUAGAUAACUGCAGACCUAGAUUUCAGUGAGCAAUGAGAUGUGAUACUUGCAUUCUUGCAAAAGAUUCCAAUUUUCUGGGUUUUUUCAGCCCAUUUUGUAAAGAUAAGGGAUGUCUAGGUCCAUUUAGUUUUAAGAUUAUUGGUAUUGAGGUUCAAGAAUGGCUGUAGUUCUUGCAACAAUGCCUGUUUUAAAAAAUGGUGCAAAGUGCAGCCAUGUUUUUCAAGUAUGAGCAAUUGUAGCUGCUAAUAGCUGCAGUUUUGGAGAAAAAAGGGUCUACUCACAUUCCUCAGAACUCUAAUAACAGAUCUCUAAGUGGGAUAAGGCUUUGAAUGUACACUUUUAUUAUUAAGUAUUAUUUCCUUUUUUAGUAUUAGACCAUAAAAUAUGAUUUUCUCUUUUGCUUAUAUGUCUCAUGUACUUGUUUUUUAUCAAUGCAAAAAUGUACUCUUUACAGUAUCAUCUUUAUGAAAGUGGCUUUUAGCAAGAACUUCGAGCUGAAUUAAUUUUUAAGCAUUUGAAAACCUUUAAAACGUUUAUAUUAAAAUUUAUGCUUAGAAAGCAGGAAGUAAGGUGUAUGCUGAUGCUCUUGAAGCAAACUGUAAGCAGGAGAUAUGCCUUUUUCAUGAAGCCUUCAAAACAGGUGAGUAGACUACUGUCAGGUGACUGCCAAAUCUUAAAAGCAGGACAGACAUAAAAUGGAACACUACAUAUUUAUAAUACUUGAUAGUAGAUUUGAAAUAUCUGGUUUUUUGACACACAGUGAUAGAAUUUUUGUAUGAAAUCUGUUUAGAAAAAUUUAUGUAGUGAUGUUUGUUAGUCUUUGAAACAACAGCUAUUUUUCCUUUUCCUUCCUCUCCCCCUGAUUAUGAAAUGCUCAGCUUCAAACACUUCUCAGGUAUUAAAAGUUCUAUUACUAUUAGAUUCUUAUACAGAUAGGAUUGCUGGCUGGAACCCAGCUAAGUUUUCUGAUGCCUAACAUGGCCCUACUUUGAGUAAGACUUUUCAAUAGUGUUUGCUAAAUUAUUAUGUUAUGGUAAGUAAGUUAUUUUCAGUAUUGCUUGGGAACCUAAUAACUGCAGACAUAAUGUACUAUUCAAAAUGACUGGAGCCUUUUUACUCAAUAUUUUGCUUGAAAGCAGCCUCUGACUCAAAGGGCUCUAUUUAAUCUGCUGUCGGUUGCUGUCUUCUACUCUGCAGUCUGACUGCUCACAAAGAAGUAAUUUUGUAAUUUAAAAAGUCUCAGUAGGGCAUUCAGCUAUUGAAGAAGUAUAUUAAUGCAGAUAAAAGGCCAAGAAUCAUCCCCUGUGUUUUUAUUAUCUAACCUCUAGCCUUUGUACUCUUCGUGGGAGAUUUUGUGAGCAAAGGUUACUAUGUGUUGUUCAAAGCUUCACUGUAGAACUGAUUGGAGUAUUCCUCUGUAGCAGCAGCUCACCACUUACAGAUUUAGCUAUUUCACGUUACAUUAAAUUAGUAUUAACGUAUAUAACUGAAAUUAGCUACACUUAUUUAAAAAAUAAAAAACAUUCAUUUUUUACGAGUUUUAGAAAUUGCAUCUACUCAAUAAUAUUAGUACCCAAAGAAGUAUAUGGUUGGCAUACGGAAUAGUCUUUGCACUGGAUCAUACAGAUUGAUAGAGUAUGCACAAAGAGCUGUAUUACAUUUUAGUAGAAAGUGAUUUAUAUGCACCUGCAGGUUUCAAAGCCCCAGGAUGCUUUCUUUCCCUGCUGGCAGGAAGUGAGUUAGUUCCUAGUCUUUAGGUUCAGUUAGUAUUUUAGUCUAUUUACUGGGAUGCAAUACUGUGUUGAGCAUAUUGUAAAUAUUGACAAGGGAUUUCCAUCAUUCCUUUAAUGUUAAGCUUCAGGUUUUUAAAGAAAGGAUGGUUAGUUUUUGGUGUUAGCAAACACUCAAUUUACAGUCAUUAACUCAAGAAAUACUAUGUAAGGAGUAGUGUAGGGUUGGGGGUUUCUUCCAUCUCCAUUUAAGUCUGUGUACUAAAUGUUUGUGUAAAACAUGUAAUACUUUACAGCAUUAAACUGUAUUUGGAGUGAA